Molecule: messenger RNA, 1059 nt
Organism: Fraxinus pennsylvanica
Lineage: Eukaryota; Viridiplantae; Streptophyta; Magnoliopsida; Lamiales; Oleaceae
Source: the annotation of a GenBank genome assembly
AUGGGAGACAUUGAUGAAGCCUUCAUCCAAUCAGUUGAACACAGACCAAAAUCCACCACAGUUGAGGCUCAAAGCAUCCCUGUAAUCAAUCUUUCUGCACUAAACUCUCAGCAUUGCUCAUCCAAUUCCAGUAGUUCAAUGGAAGAUCUUAUUGUACAAGUAGGUGAAGCCUGCAAAAAGUGGGGUUUCUUCCAGGUGAUUAAUCAUGGGGUUCCAUCAAGCUGCAGGGAAAAGGUUGAGGUUGCUUCGAGGGCCUUUUUCCGGCAGCCAUCGGAGGAGAAAAGGAAGGUGAGAAGAGACGAGGCUAAUCCAAUGGGGUUUUAUGAUACUGAGCAUACGAAAAAUAUUAGGGAUUGGAAACAGGUUUUUGAUUUCACGGUGGAGAAUCCGACUGUGGUUCCAGCUUCUCAUGAGCCUGAUGAUGUUGAGUUGCAGGAGAUUGUCAAUCAAUGGCCUGAGUAUCCUCCUAAUUUUAGGGAGGCCUGUGAAGAAUACACCAGAGAAAUCGUAAAACUAGCUUACAAGUUGCUGGAGUUAAUAUCCUUGAGCCUCGGGUUGCCAGCAGAAAAGUUUAAUGGCUUCUUCAAAAACCAAACAAGUUUUAUGCGACUCAACUACUAUCCGGUAUGCCCUGUUCCUCACCUAGCCCUCGGCGUGGGUCGACACAAGGAUUCUGGGGCUUUAACUGUCCUUUCUCAAGAUGAUGUUGGGGGACUAGAAGUGAAGAGGAAAUCAGAUGGAGAGUGGGUUCUAGUAAGACCUACCCCAAAUGCUUAUAUUAUCAAUGUUGGAGAUGUGAUUCAGGUUUGGAGCAAUGACAAGUAUGAGAGUGUGGAACACAGAGUGAUUGUGAACUCUGAGAGGGAGAGAUUUUCCAUCCCAUUCUUCUUUAACCCUUCACAUGCAGUUAUGGUGGAACCUUUGAAGGAGUUGACAAGCAAACAAAACCCUGCAAGAUAUAAGCCAUACAAUUGGGGAAAAUUUCAUACCACCAGGAACAUCAGUAACUUCAAGAAGCUCAAUGUGGAAAAUGUUCAGAUCUAUCAUUUCAGAAUAUGA